Molecule: messenger RNA, 357 nt
Organism: Dentiscutata erythropus
Lineage: Eukaryota; Fungi; Glomeromycota; Glomeromycetes; Diversisporales; Gigasporaceae
Source: the annotation of a GenBank genome assembly
AUGUAUGGAAUUUCUACAGAUAAAUCGUUUAAGAAAACGUUAUUAUCAAAUAUUAUUAAUGAGAAAAAAGUCAUUACUGAACAGAAGACAAGGUUAGAAAAACUCAAAUGUCAUGCCAAAGCACAAGCAAAACUUUCAGAAAAAAAAGCGAAAUUGCUUGAAGAAGGUAUUGUAGAGAAAUAUGAGGGACCUGGAAGGCCACUGGCAGCAAUGGCUUAUCCAGAUUUUCAUACUUCAAAUUAUGGAUAUCCACCUCAACAUGCGGUUGUUUCCAAUACCAAUACCGCCGAAGACAUGUUACAAUCAAACCCACAAGUAGUUAUUGAAUGGCGAGAGGAACAAUCAGACAUUGAAUAG